AUGGCAACUCAUAGGACUCUGGUCAAAAUUCAUUGCAUACAGCAGAUUGUAGAGAGUGUUCAUCACUGCCAUGUCAAUGGUAUCGUUCACAGGGACCUGAAGCCUGAGAACCUCCUAUUGGCCAGUAAGCUGAAGGGGGCGGCGGUUAAGCUAGCUGACUUUGGGCUCGCCAUCGAGGUGCAGGGCGACCAACAGGCAUGGUUUGGUUUUGCUGGUACACCAGGCUACCUGUCUCCAGAGGUUCUGAGAAAAGACCCAUAUGGAAAGCCUGUGGACAUGUGGGCCUGUGGGGUGAUCCUGUACAUCCUAUUGGUCGGUUAUCCUCCCUUCUGGGACGAGGACCAACACAGACUGUACCAGCAGAUCAAGGCUGGGGCCUACGAUUUCCCAUCCCCAGAGUGGGACACAGUGACUCCUGAUGCCAAAGACCUGAUCAAUAAGAUGUUGACCAUCAACCCUGGCAAACGCAUCACCACCGCAGAGGCCCUCAAACACCCCUGGAUCUGUCAACGGUCCACUGUAGCUUCCAUGAUGCACAGACAGGAGACUGUGGAGUGUCUGAAGAAGUUCAACGCCAGGAGAAAACUCAAGGGAGCCAUUUUGACCACUCUGCUGGUAACAAAAAACUUCUCAGCAGUCAAGAGUCUGCUGAACAAGAGUAGGAUGCUGAUUGACGCCGUCAAGGCGAACAACAAAGCCAACACAGUGACCAGUCCUAAAGACACCAGCUUAACCCCAGCACUGGAACCCCAGACCACAGUGAUCCACAACCCAAUAGAUGGGAAGAAGGAGUCUAUAGAGAGCGCCAACACCACCAUCGAGAACGAGGAUGUCAAAGUCCUCUGUUUUGGGAACUUGGUAGGUAGUGUGUGGAGCUCUAAGGGUCGUUCCACUCAGUCGUCUGAGCCCAGGCAGACUCCCCCUCUUCAGGACAGACUCGGAAGCAGGAAAUCAUCAAAGUCACAGAGCAGCUGAUCGAAUCCAUCAACAACGGAGACUUCGAGGCCUACGUG
Oncorhynchus gorbuscha (pink salmon) is the source of this 1013-nucleotide messenger RNA. RefSeq names its product calcium/calmodulin-dependent protein kinase type II delta 2 chain-like. Lineage: Eukaryota; Metazoa; Chordata; Actinopteri; Salmoniformes; Salmonidae. The record is from RefSeq and is a predicted model, not a curated record. Gene Ontology annotation, biological process: protein phosphorylation. Gene Ontology annotation, cellular component: cytoplasm; neuron projection. Gene Ontology annotation, molecular function: ATP binding; calmodulin binding; calcium/calmodulin-dependent protein kinase activity. Bases 1 to 975 code for a protein of 324 amino acids. The transcript is spliced from 14 exons.